AUGGUGAGAAAGAGGUAAAGAGAAGAUCUAAGAUUUGUCACGGAUAAAAAGGAGGGAUGAGAUGUAGGGGACAUUCGAACGCAACAACGCGCCACCGAGUAGAAGUUGAAAGAACUUCUCCGAAAAAUUGACAAAGAAAAACAAAAGAAUACAGAAGGAGCAGACAUUUUGAAAGAUGUUUUGAUGAGAUUAGAUUAAGCAUUUCGAACCACUGCAGAGCGAUUUCGCAGAUUUCAAAUCGGGCCCUUGUUAGCCGAGGUGGAGUGUUUCUGGCGGCGCAGAGAGUUCGCGUGUUACACUGCGGAGUCCGAGUCCGCAGAGUACACGAGGAGCCAGUCUCGCCGGUCCAGCUCCGUCCACUAUUCUCGCCUUUCCCUUAUCCCUCGCUCGUCAUAACGCACAAGAAUCCGUCAGGAUCUACUCGAAAAGUAACGUCCGAUAGUUAUCAGAAGGUAAUGGCAGUGCCGGAGCUGGUAAUAGGAAGAAUCUUCAGAAAGAAAAAUGGUAAACGAGUCGACUCUAUCUGAGGAGCCAAGCACCAAAAAGGAGGAAAAAGAAGAAAUCUGCGCUGCAGAAGAACACCGCGACAAGGUUAUCCAUCACUGGUCAAUCCGCAUGAUUAACUAAAACAGUGAACUCUCAAGUUAACUCGGGUUAUGACAACGGUCAAUCAAUAUAUGAAAUGUUGUCUAACUAUGUCAUAUAGUCAAAAUUUCAAUUUUUUCAAUACUAUACGUGUGCAUUCCGAGACUGUCCCAAUACUAUUUGGAUUCGCGAGGGUUGAAGAAGCUUUAUAAGCGUGCUGCCGGCUAGCACACCGAUAGCUAUCUAGUUAUUGACUGACGCUGUGGAUACCUCGAUUGACCUUUGAUUUUUCGGGGUAGAGCCACUAGAAAAUCAACUAGUUCUCAAUGAGUAAAGUUAUUUGUAAGACGGUAAAGUGAUAUUUUAAAGAUGAAUAUUUACUUGUACAGUUCAAUCCGGACGCCUACCUCGAGUCCUUCUACAAAUCGGCGUCCGAGGACACGGCCAUGCAAGUCGUUCUUUUCUUCUUGCCCGGAAUCCUGUAUCGACUGCCUUCGGAGCUGGAUUCCGUUCUUGAUUUGGGCGCAGGUACUUCCUUCUUCACUCAAAUUUAUCACUGAUAAUUAAAAACACUUGAUUUCUAUAUCUAAUUUUGAACCACUCUCCAUCUAUUUCGACGACAAAACCAAUCUACAAAUUUCAGUCGAAAUAUACCAUUUUGCGAUGAUUAGGUUUAAAGUAGUGUGGGAAAGAGAGCUCGCUUUCGCUCCAAUCGAAAUAAGAGAUCAGCAAACACAUUUUGAAAUUGAGGACCUACCGUAUAUUUGCCAAUUGCCCUUCGAGAUCGCGCCAAGUCCAUUUACACGUCCGACUACGCCCCCGCAAACCGGGAAAAGCUUCAAAGUUGGAUUGAAAAUAGGUUUUUUUCUAAUAUAAAAAAAAGACAAUAUGAGGAGGGGAAAACGGACUUUUUCCAGAAUAUAGCAAACAACAGAAUUUCUGAUCCAGACGUUUUGAUCACAUUCAAACACAGAAGAUAUUCAUAUUUUGAUUUCUUUACCUUUUCUUUUAUGAGACGAUCUCUGCAGUAGGUAGAAAGGUAGAACAGCCAUUUAUCGGGAUCUUGAGAAAUCUUAAACCUUAAAGACAUUUUUGGAAGAGCCCAAAAACACAGAGGAAUAUUUAUUAGGUCGACAUUCAACUGGGAGAACGUGUGCAAGUGGAUAGGAAACAUAGAAGCGACGAUGGAAAGUCCGCAGGAGAUGCAGGAAAAGGCGCGACGGCUGUUGAAAGCCGUUCUUGAGGUCGACGUCCACGCGGCUCCCGUCGUGCGUGGAGUCCACUGGAAGGUCGACGGCUGUGGCGAGAUUCCUCGAAAGUUCCAGGUGAGAAAAGCGUCCGACGGCCUCCAGAAUCGCUCAGGUCGUGUCUACUGUGUUCUGUCUGGAAUACUCGUGCGAGACGCUUCAAGGCUACUUCCAGGCAGUCAAAGGCGCUUGCUCUCUGAUCGAAGACGGCGGAUAUCUGGUUCGUUUCCAAUCGAACAAACGUUCAAACGCUUUCUUAGAUCCAAGGUGGCGUUUUGGACGCGACAACUUAUAACUUCGACGGGAAGACUUUUCGAUGCCAUUGUCUCAAACAAAACCAUAUUAUUGAGGCUCUUAAGGUGAUUACGUUCUAAGAAUUCGUAAAGUCUGACUGGCCGGUUGAAACUCCCAAAAAGUUCCGAUGUCCUCACAAAACUUCUUUGCCAACUUUCGAGCUUAAUUUUGCUCUGAACUAUUUUAACGCUGAAUUAGUCGUUUUUUAAUUCUUAGAUCAUGAUUCAAUUAUCAUGAAUACAAACCUUUCAGAAAAAUGGAAUGGCAUCUGCUGCUUCGGACGGCUACAAAUUCAUCACACACGACGACAUAUUCCUAUUAAUUUCCAAAAAAUUGAAAUAA
This is a messenger RNA of Caenorhabditis auriculariae, 2468 nucleotides long. NCBI's taxonomy places the organism in Eukaryota, Metazoa, Nematoda, Chromadorea, Rhabditida, Rhabditidae. The record is from the annotation of a GenBank genome assembly.